Molecule: messenger RNA, 559 nt
Organism: Ziziphus jujuba (common jujube)
Lineage: Eukaryota; Viridiplantae; Streptophyta; Magnoliopsida; Rosales; Rhamnaceae
Product: protein DSS1 HOMOLOG ON CHROMOSOME V-like
Exons: 3
Coding region: 179-400 (73 amino acids)
Biological process (GO): proteasome assembly; mRNA export from nucleus; double-strand break repair via homologous recombination
Cellular component (GO): proteasome complex; proteasome regulatory particle, lid subcomplex
Source: RefSeq, a predicted model, not a curated record
CAAAGGGCAGUGAAACGACGUCGUGUGAAUUGUCCACCAUACAAGACAAUCUCUGAAGGCUGGGUCUUUAGAUUUUGAGCCAGAAAGUUCCAAGAGUCUCCUCAAUCAAUUUACCAAUUUUCUUUCUAUUCGUCUUCUGUCUCUGAAAUUUACAGGUUUUUAGUGUGAGCUUUUAGAGAUGGCGGCUGAACCCAAGGCAGCGAGCGAUGAUGCAAAGAUCGAUCUCUUCGAAGACGACGAUGAGUUCGAAGAGUUUGAAAUCAAUGCAGAAUGGGAGGACAAGGAAGAAGGAAAAGAAGUGACGCAACAGUGGGAAGAUGACUGGGAUGAUGAUGAUGUUAAUGAUGAUUUCUCUCUGCAGCUGAGGAGGGAACUGGAGAACAAUUCUGAGAAAAGUUGAGCUUAGUCUAUGGGAUUUGUCAAUCACAUUCUAUGCAAUCUAGUCUUUGAACUUGUUAUUGGCUUUUCUGUUAUCUUUAACUGCAAGGAUGGAUGAAUAUCAGAUACUUGUUCACUUUGUUUGAGUUUCAAUAUCAACUUGCGUUCUGCAAUUAAAACA